Molecule: messenger RNA, 693 nt
Organism: Medioppia subpectinata
Lineage: Eukaryota; Metazoa; Arthropoda; Arachnida; Sarcoptiformes; Oppiidae
Source: the annotation of a GenBank genome assembly
UUCACAACAACCAUAUUUCACCCAAACGUCAGCCAAACGGGUGCCAUAUGUUUGGACACAUUGAAGCGGAACUGGAGCGCCGGUCUCAGCAUUGGUAAAGUGCUUCUGACUGUGCAGUCAUUGUUAGCCGACCCGAACCCCAACCGGAUCCACAAAGAGUUGACAGAACUUCAAAGAGAUCCGCCGCCGGGCUGUACGGCUGCACCCAAUGGCGACAACUAUUUCCAGUGGACGGGCAGUAUUGAGGGCCCGCCGGACACCCCUUACGAGGGCGGACUGUUUAAUGUGCAAAUCAAUUUCCCGGCCAAUUACCCGCUGAGUGCACCACAAAUCUCAUUCACAACAAAAUAUAAAGUGGGCUUGCAACACGUCAGUAACAACCGGCUGGGCUUGGCCAACGACGCCUACAACGGCGCGGCUGCGCGCAUGUAUCUCAACAAUCGGCAAAUGUAUAACAAAACUGCUGUCUCAACAUUGUCAUUGUUGGCCGACCCGAACCCCAACGACGCCUACAACGGCGCGGCUGCGCGCAUGUAUCUCAACAAUCGGCAAAUGUAUAACAAAACUGCCCGACAUUGGACUCUACAACACGCAUACCCUCCGCCCGACUAUGUGUUCACUACUACUCAAACCACUACCACUCCGGCCAACAACCAGAACAGCACCGGUACGGGUGGAUCCGGUAGCAGUGGG